AUGGCCGUCAUUGAAGAAAUAAGUCAAGACCCUAUUGAAUCCAAAGCACCUCAGCAAUCACAACAACAACAGCAACAGCAACCGAAUGCCGAUGAGGAUGGCGAUGUGUUCUUCGAUUCAGUCGACUAUGAGCCCGAGGAAUACAAUCGAUUACUGAAGGAAGCCACCGACUACAAGCAAAAGGGCAACCUGCACUUUGCAAAGGGAGACUAUGAGCAGGCCAUUCGACACUAUGAGGAUGCACUUGUUUUAUGUCCUGUAUCAGCAACAAAAGAACGAGCCAUAUACUUUGGAAAUAUCACAGCAUGUCAUUUGAAGCUUACCAAUUACAAAGAUGCACGAGACAUGGCAACAGAGGCACUGAAACUGGAUCCACAUUACAGCAAAGCCAUCCUACGCAGAGCACAAGCCAAUGAGAAGAUGGAUACUUACAGCUCACUUUCCGAUGCAUUGGAGGAUUAUCGAACGCUGGCCCAACAACCUGAUCUUGAUACGCACACCAAAAACGAAUGUCAACGAGCCAACAAAAGAUUGCCACCUAUCAUCAAAGAGAGGAUGGAGAAAGAAAAAGAGGAAAUGAUGGGGAAACUCAAAGAUCUCGGCAACACGUUGCUAGGCAAAUUUGGAUUAUCGACAGACAACUUCCAGAUGCAACAAGAUCCAAGCACAGGCUCGUAUAGCGUCAACUUUGUUCAACGAUGA
Messenger RNA from Lichtheimia ornata, 702 nucleotides. RefSeq lists its product as uncharacterized. Gene Ontology annotation, molecular function: protein binding. The coding region runs from base 1 to 702 and encodes 233 amino acids. The record is from RefSeq and is a predicted model, not a curated record. Lineage: Eukaryota; Fungi; Mucoromycota; Mucoromycetes; Mucorales; Lichtheimiaceae. The transcript has 4 exons.